Kluyveromyces marxianus DMKU3-1042 is the source of this 1851-nucleotide messenger RNA. RefSeq names its product arrestin family protein (gene RIM8). The coding region runs from base 1 to 1851 and encodes 616 amino acids. Gene Ontology annotation, cellular component: cytosol; plasma membrane; cytoplasm. Lineage: Eukaryota; Fungi; Ascomycota; Saccharomycetes; Saccharomycetales; Saccharomycetaceae. The record is from RefSeq and is a predicted model, not a curated record. Gene Ontology annotation, molecular function: ubiquitin protein ligase binding; protein-macromolecule adaptor activity. The transcript has a single exon. Gene Ontology annotation, biological process: ubiquitin-dependent endocytosis.
AUGGCUUUGUUGAACAAAUUGCUACGGUCUAAAGAGGCCAGGAGCACCACUGAUGUGGGAGCAGAGUCUGUGGGAGCGAGCAGUCACGGCGUCGGGUUAAGUGCCAGCUCGGGGUCCUCGAUUUUCAAGCAUUCCGGUGUGAAAUCCAUCAUACUCGAGUUCCAAGUCGACUUGGACGAUGUGCAUCGGGUCAGAAAACCAAACGAAACAGUAGAGGGAACGGUCACACUCCGAUUGAAAAGAGACGUUUCGAAUGUCUGGAUACGGCUCUCGCAUGUGGGCGAGUGCCAGUUGCGAUCCGGAACUCCAAAGGCAAUGACCAGCGGGUCAUUGAGAUCAAAGUGUUCCGAGAGACUAUUUUGCAGGUCUAAUGAUAUCUACGGCAGCGAGCAGCAGCCGUUGGAUCUCACCAGCGGACAACACAAGUUUCCCUUCUCAUGCAGCAUUCCAACGAAAAAUAUCCUGAGCUCGAUAGAUUUUAAAAAGGGUUCCGUUAAAUACUGGGUGCAGGCCGAACUUCACACCAGGAGCGCCCCUGUUGUUAUACGCAAGCAGUGGUACCAGUUGGUGGUGCCGUUCGACGUCAGCCAGUUGCCGAAACCAGAGAUCAAGACUGUCAUAUUGCAGUCCCCCAACAGCAACUACUCGCAUAUGAACCAUUCGCGGAAACAUCUUGCAGCUGGAUCUGCAGACCACCAGGAUGCCACCUCUUCAUUGACAAGAAGGACCGCAGAUAGCUCCACCAUCACAAACGCUUCCACGGGCUCUUGCACCUCGAGUAACUCAGGAAACUCUUGUCCCGCAGAAAAUAAUAGCAAUAAUAAUAAUAAUAGUACCAACAAUAACAAUAACAAUAGCAGCGCGAGCACCAGUAACAACAACAAUAAUAAUAAUAAUAAUAACACCAACAACAACAACAAAACAGUCAAGAUUUCCGUAGAAAUCCCGUCUCUCGGAUACACUGUAGGGGAAGAUAUCCAAGUCAAAGUCAAAGUCUCGCAUUAUAAACAUUAUUCGCAUCCAGCAGGCUUGAUCGCUACUUUGGUAAGGAUUUGCAGAGUUGCUAAUUCUGCAAACCUAGAGCAAACAGAGACUUUUAGAAAAGACAUAUGCCAAAGCGUGGCACCACUAUAUACAGACCCAGAUACCCAUGAUGCAUCGGUAAUGCUAAAGCUAAAGGUCCCCUUAGACACUUUCCCAACCUCGGACGUCAAAAACAAGUUUUUCACUUUCCAAUAUUACGUUGAAGUCUUGGCAAACUUGUCCAAGAAGAAUCAGGUUUAUACAGAAUCAAACAGAUUGGUGGGUGGUCAACGCACAAGCGAUAUCCCAACACAGUCGGAAAAACUCUCGUUCAUUCCAAAACUGAUUGCUUCAGAUCACAACUCCGCUGGAGAAGAUGAGUCCGUCACUUUCUUUCAAGAUUUGAUUAACGUUGAUCGUUUGAAACGUCUCAGAAAUGUCACUGGUAUGUCUAUCGAAAUCGUGCUUGGGACGCAUAGAGAAAUCCCACAGCAACAGCAGCAGCAGCAGGAGUCACCUGUAGCAGAAGGUGUUCCGGUCGCCCAGGAUAAUGGACAUGUAACCACGAACGACAAUGCGGCAAAUACUUCAUUGGAAGAACCAAGUUCACCCAUUGACCAGGUUUAUGGAUACCUCCUACAACAGAACAUGUCUACGUUGCCAGAAGUUACACUUUCGGAAAGUGAUAUCGCUAUGAGCUACCCGACGGAUCCAGUACCCUCUUACAGCAGCAACUUUAACAACUUUGCUCUGCCUACUAUUGCCGAUGACAAACAAGAAUUAGAACAGAUGAGAUUAAAGGAGCUAGAAAGUGAACCUCCUAUCUGA